GGCUCACUCCGCCGUCCCGCCGCUCGUCUCCUCGCUCCGCAUCGGGUCUUCCCCCUCCGUCACGAUGCGCUCGGGACUGCUGCUGCCUUUGGCCCUGGCUCUGUGGGUCAGCGUCUCUUGGGCUGCCACUCGGACCCCUUACCAGCAGAUCUUGCAUCACAGCCGGCUCCGGGGCAGGCAUCAAGGGUAAGUCUCCGAGCUUAAAUGGGGGGGGGGGGAGGGAGGGAGGGAGCGAUCUGGUGAUCCACCCAACCCGCGGGACCCGGUGCCUCUUGCACGCUGGCGGCGACGCGCGUGUGCCUGGCUCGGGCAAAAGGCGGGAGACGGUUUCCACACGUUCUCCUCAGAACGGAUGUCCGAAGGUUUGGGGAACGCGAAGCAGCGGCCACAUGAUGGGCCGAAGGUGUUUCGCUGCCGCCCUGCUGCCUCUCGAGUUUAGAUUAAUUUUUUAGAUCUCAGUUUAGAUUUUGGGUUCCACAGAAAUGGCUCUUGGUCCCGAAAUGCGUCGCCUGUUCUGUUGUAAUUCAUUGAAGGGAUGGUCGGAGGGGCAAGCAUUUGGAAAACGAAGAGAAAAUCCCAAUCCAUGGAUUAAAAAGCAAGUUUUAAACAGCGGGGGGAUCCACUUGGAUUAUGGUCAUCGGGGAUCAAAUGGCUUGUGGAGAUGAGCUGUGCUUCCCAAAAGAGUGAGGCUCUGUCUCCUGCCAGUUAUUUAUUCUCCAUUAGGUAGGUCUGAAAGAAUAGGAGGCAAGAUUGUAUCUUUUUGGUUUUGCAUUUAUUGCAAUGGAUGGUUCAGGUAGUCUGUUUUCAAGUUACAUAGAACUCUUCGUGCAUGAAGAAGAGUGCUGUAUGAAUUGAAGGUUGGCUACCCUUGAGGCACAGUAUACUGGCACUAACCCUACACCCACCUUUUAUGGACUGGCUGCACCUCUCACUCUCUCUCUCUUUAAGGAAUGCAUCCAAUAUUGUGUUCAGAUGACUGAAAGUCAAUCCAGUUCUUGCCAACAUUUGCCUUACAUUUAAAUGGACAAAGGUUCAGUUAGCCAAGUGUUUGUCAAACUGUUCAUUUGUGCUCACCUUUCCAAACUCACCCCUGCCAAGCCAGUUCUACAGAUAAAGUGAAAUAAGUCAGAACAAUAAAUGUGGUUGCUUCUCCCCCCCCCUAAAAAAAAAAUUAAAAUUAAGGUGCUCAGUGGCCAGGCCAGCUAUGUUAGUUUGGCACCUGAGGCAGAAAACCCCACUAAUGACUCUUUCCCCUUCCUAGCAGUAAAAAUGCAAGCAAUAAUAAAUUAAAUGACACUUGAAAUCAACUACCUGAGGUAGCCACCUCAUUCUGACUAACAGUAGAGCUGGUUAACAUUUCUGUCCUAAAUGGCAUGAACUCUUUAAGCACAGCUUUUGAAAUAGCACAUUUUAGGCUCAUGCCACUAGUGAAUUUCAUAAGGCUGAUGGCAUUAAGGGGAACUUCAGGCACACUGAAACCAAAGAAAUGUGAAUCAAGCCAAGCUGAUACAUGCAGGAAUGGAAAACCUCCUGGAAGGCUUUGAGUAUGAAGGAAACAAAUCACUUUAGUCAUUUGGGGGCAAAUUCUAAAAGGCCUAUUUGGGGGCGUGGGUGGCGCUGUGGUCUAAACCACAGAGCCUAGGGCUUGCCGAUCAGAAGGUUGGCGUUUCGCAUCCCCGUGACGGGGUGAGCUCACGUUGUUCGGUCCCUGCUCCUGUUAACCUAGCAGUUCGAAAGCACGUCAAAGUGCAAGUAGAUAAAUAGGUACCACUCCAGUGGGAAGGUAAAUGGCGUUUCCAUGCUUUGGUUAGCCAGAAGCGGCUUAGUCAUGACCCGGAAGCUGUACGCCGGCUCCCUCGGCCAGUAAAGCGAGAUGAGCGUCACAACCCCAGAGUCGUCCACGACUGGACCUAACAGUCAGGGGUCCCUUUUAAAGUAUUUAUAUAGCUUUUGCUGCACUACAGAUCCCAUCCUCCAUGACGGUUGGCUAUGCUAGCUGUGGCUGAUGGAGGCUGAAGUUCAAGAUGUUUGGAGGGACAGAUUGAGAAAGGCAGUACUACAAUAGGAGCUGAUAAGUCAGAGGGAUCCGAGUGUUUAUAGAAUGCAGUUCUCUAGAUGCUCUUUUCAUUGGUGUGUAAACAGUCACAAGUGUGGUCCUUUUAGGGGCAUUCAGUUCAGAGAAUUCUGGUGCAAGUUGGGAAGCAACAGGCAGGCACAGGCUUAGCUGUGAAUGGGCUCUGGGAUUCCUUCUCUCAGGGACCUUUAGAUAGAUCAUAAUACUUAUCCUGACCCUCACACAAGACACUUCACUUACUACAGUAAGACUAAGUCAUCUUGAUGGCUUCUACCUAAGCUGUGUGAUUCAUUAUUAACCCAUCAAUGGUAAUGCCCACUAGCAUUUUUUAAAAAACCAACACCACCCACCCACAAAUUAACUUAAAAACAAGGAAACAACUGGAUGAAAUUAAAUACACAACUAUCAAGGGCAAGUAGUUCUGAUAGCCAGAAAUGCUGCUUCUCUUUCAUAGAUCAGGUAUUUGGAAUUGACAUUGCUCGUUUCCUGCCUUUCUUCAAAGGAGUUUAGGGGAGCAUAUUAUCCUCCUAACAGCUUGGUGGUGUAGGCUAGGCUGAGAGAUGAUUGCCCAAAGCCAACAAGUAAGAUUGUAGCUAAGUGAAGAUUUCAAUAUGGUCUCCCCACAUCCUAUUCCAGCACUGUAUCAUUGUUAACACAGGGACUAGAUUCUGUAUCUUAGUUAGAUCCUGCAUUAGCCACUGUUUUAUCAUCACUUUCCUCACUCACAGUCACCCACACACUCACUCACUCACUCACUCGGUAGUAUAAGAUUCAUUUCUCUUUGUUGUUGUCCCAUUGUGUUGUGUGUGAAUAUCCCAAACAGAUGGGUGGAACUGGUCACUUGCAUGCUGACUUUUUAAUAUGAAAUACCAAUGCAGUCAGCUCAGUCCACAUCAUUGCUUCAAUUUUGCUCUUUCCUUCUUUCUCACAAACGUCACUAUGAGAUUCCUAUCACAGGGUGAAGGGGAAAGAAAAGCACUCCUCAUGCAAGUAGCUCAUCCUUCUAUUGUUUGCCCGCUGUGGUUACUUGAAGGAAAAGCCCUUUUCUCAUUACUCAGUGUUUUUCAUCGUUAUCAUGUCAGCUUAUUCACAAGCAAUGCUAAGCCAAAACCAUAGUUUCGUGCAAAUGCGUGAGUGUCCCACAGAAAGCUGCUUUGCUCCUCUGGUCCUGCUGCUGUGAUGUAAAGCCAUGGUGUGUUAUCUGAGCCAAGGUUUUUGGUUUGUCUCAUUCCCCACAAACCAUGGGCUGUUGCCAGGAUUUGCCUUUGAGUUUACAGUGGCCAAGAUCUCCUCUCUGGGAACCUUCACACUUGUGCAUUUGUGUCAAGCCACACAGAAGCCUUCUCCACCCCGUCUGUCUCUGUCUGUGUGUGUAAACUGUUCCCCAUGAGCGUCCUUCUAUCCAUGAGUGAUGAACUUUGAUGCAGGAAGGUAGCAGGCAGGCUCUCUUCCAAGCCCCUGUCAAUCAGCUGUCCUCCAUAUCCUUUUCCUCAUCAAAACUGAAGUAGGUUUAAUUUAAAUUGGAUGAAAAUUUCUUCCUAAGUUAUAACUCACAUUCGCUCACACACUCACUCAGGGGAUCACUUGCCCUAGUGGAAAUAUACAAAGUUCGAAUGCAUUCAAAGGAAGGGUGCAAUAGAGGUGGGGGAAAUCUAACCUGGCUUAGUAAAGAGAAAGGUCUUCCACAUUUCAGCUUCAUUUAUGAUUUAUAUUCUGAUCUCAUGGAAAUUUAAACUGCGGGAGUAAUGAUUCCUUCUUUAUAAAUACAGUGCUUCUUUUAGGACUUAUUAUUUACAAGACGUCGUUGAAUGCCAGGGUAUGUAUAGGGAACUCAAUAUAUAUAUUUUUCUCUCCUUUACCUGUAGUCCCAAUGUGUGUGCUGUGCUGAAGCUCAUGGGAACAAACCAGAAAUACUUGCCAAACUGCAAAAUGUGGUACCAUAGGAAAAUCUGCGGCAAAUCAACGUAAGUACUUGAGUGGUUUGAAGAAAAUACAGUGCUGUGAAGCAGAUGGGUCUCUGGUGGUUUUGGGGUGCUGUGUGGCAGGUGUCCUGUGUUUCUUGUUACCACCAGGCCAAACAUAGUUUGCCAGCUUUGCAGCUGCCCUGUUUUCAUAGUACCAGGCGUGCUGUAAAAGCAAGAGGUCUAUCAAGCCCCUGAGAAGCAGAAGACACUUUGGGGUUUCCUUUCUCAGAAAUCUGCAGCAAACCAUAGUGCCAUUUCCAACUCAGGUCUACAAACCAGAUUUUGUCUUUGGUUUGCUAUCCUGCUUGCAGGAUACACCAAGAUUGGAGGAAGUCAAUCGCACUGCACGAAUGGCAGCACAUUAUCCUAAAUUCUCCCUUUCCCCUUGGGAACGGUCAUUGCUCAGUAGUAAAAUACAUGCUUUGCAUACAGGAGGUCCCAGGUUCAAAUUCCAACUAUCUGCCCCUAAGACUGAGAAAGCCCCCUGUCUAGGGAAUUGAUGCCUGUCAAUGUAUGCCGUAUUGGAUUAGAGUGGCCAUGCUUCAAGUAAGUCAGUUUCCUAACACUGGUUUACUUCUGAUCCACCCUUAUAUAAGAACAUAAGAAGAGCCUGCUGGAUCAGGCCAGUGUCCCAUCUAGUCCAGCAUCUUGUUCUCACAGUAGACAACUAGAUGCCUCUGAGAAAUCCAAAAGCAGGACUUGAGCACAAUAGCACUCUUCUCUUCCUGUGGUUUCCAGCAACUGGUACUGCCUCUGGUGCUCCUAAAUCAUUGCUUUGCAAGUUUUAGGGACCUUCUUAAAACCUGCUUUGUGUCUUUAAAUUGCUGCUCUGACCUGCAUCUCCCUGAAAGAUGGUGAUUAUGUGACUCCUUCUGGCAGAAUAACAGAAUUCCAAAUUUGCAAAUCAAUUUGUACGCCUGGUCAUUCAUAUGCUAAAAUAAACAGUCCUUAGAUAAUGUUGUCUCAAUAAUGUUCUGUUGACCUAAAAAUAUUUUCUGGGGAAAACAUGCAGCCACAUAUGAGAAGCUUUUCUCAGUGUGGGCAUCUGCACUACUGGAUGUGCAAGGCAUCCAAUUUUAUGUAGCAUUUUGAAUUCAUGGAGCCUCUUGAGUCUGGAAAGAGCUAGUGAGAAUGGGGAAUGGAUGUGGUUGUUGUCAGAGGCAAGUUAGUGGACUGGAUAGGUUACUGGGUGACCCAGUCUAUUUGCUCUUAACUAAACUUGAGUUUAGUUGAUUUACAUAGCACCUCCAUGUAAAUCAGACACAAGAUUUAUCAUGAUAAUCCCUUUUCCUGGGAUUAUCCCUUUUACUGCAUAGCACAGUGGUCUCUUCUCUUCUUUUGAAUUUAUUGAUGGUAAACUGAGGGGUGCUUUCUGGGGAGAUCAUUUCCUUGUAGAGAAAAUGAUUCACACUGUCAUGUAUGAAAGACAUUGCAAGCCUGUUUUGUCAUAAUUACAUGGGUUUGUGUAGAUCAAGCGUAUGCAAAACUAUCCGGCCUUUGUUUGCAGCCCCUUCAGUCGCACGAGGAAGACUUUCAAAUCAGUCCGAUGCCUGUCCCUGCAGAUGUUAGCAUUCAAUAAACCUUGCAUAAAGCACCCUAGGAAAGUGGCCUCAACACGUCCUCUGGAAGGGGCAGUCUGCACCUAAUUAUGAAUGUGUGCAGUGCUGGCUGGCUGCCAGGCAUGAGUUGAAGCCUGCUAGUCUUCCAGGAAAGGUGUAACCUCCACGGGGUCACACAAGCUCCAGGAAAAAAUGAAAUUUGGGGAGGGUGGGCAGAGGGCAGAAUGAAACAGUCUUUUUAAAGUUCAAGGAAGACUCCAGACAGCUAAAUUCACUUGACUGACUGUUACGUUUGUCAGCAGUAAGUGUAAUUUUCUAGAUAUGCUUAGACAAAUGCAGGAAUUGCAGCAACAAUUUUCCAGGGAAACAGAAGUCACAAGUUAUGUGACUAAGUAUCUCCUUAGAGGUGGGAAAUGACAUUGUCUCACAGCAUUUUAAAAACUCAGUAUCAUAUGGUGAAAAGAGUGUUUAGCUAAAAUUAAAGGCACAGAGUAUUUCUCAGGGAAAGGGUGAAAACUCUAUCCCUCACCCCACCCCACCCACUUUUUAAAAACUAGGAUUUUUACCCCAAUGCAGACUUAGGACCAAUUUGAAUGUUACCAUAACAGUGUGCUUGCUAUUUCUGCAUAGUUGGAAACAGGGCUAGCCUAAAAUGGAGCAGAAAAUAUGGCUGCUCCCUCCACCAGUCAAGGUGCACAGUACCCAAGUCUGGAAAAAUUAUUUUGAAAUCAAAUUAUGUUGAUACAGGAAACCUCAGAAGAACCUCUCUCCUUCCCUGGCAGUAAAAAUACAAUAGCAAUAAAUUAAAUAAACUAUCCAUUUGCUGUCCUUCCACAAAACCUUCAAAUCCUCUACUUGAGGUGCUUACCUCACUCUGUCAUGUGGUUGGGCCGGUCCCAAAGUUCAUUGCUGGUGUGGAUAUUUAGCUUGCAAUCCAGCCAAACUUUGUGGAUAUUAAAUAUGCAAUUCAGCCAACCACUGUGGAGAGCAGAAUCCAGUAACUAGAGUAAGCAAGAAGAAAACAUUCUCUGUGAACGGAAGUGGGAAGGCUAUACUUUCAACCAAUGACAUUAAAAUUAAAAACGUAGAGCAAUUUCAAGCAGGCCAGCCACCAACCUAGAGCUGGACUGAGGAAUAGAAGAACAGUCAAGCAGUAUGGGAAUAGAUACAGUGCUAAAUCUAGCAUAUCAUUAGGCAUGCAUAAGCUCUUCAGUUUCAGUGGACUUAAGCAGACCUAACUUCUUGUUGGGUUUAGGCUGUAGGAAAUGAUUUCUUGACGGGAUUGUCAAGCAGCACAAGGAACCAAAUCCUUAUGGUGCUCAAAUAGAACUAUACUGCUUACAAAAGGAAAGUUGGAAUAUGUUUGUACUUUUUAAAAUUUUGAGGUGAUACAUAACAGCUCCCCCUCCUGUUCUCCCUACCGUCCUAUUAUCCAUGUCUUGCAAUAAUCAUGACUCUAGGUUGGUGCAACAGCAGAUGGCAAAGGAGGUUGGGCAACAUGCUGGAUGCAGCGACUUGCAAUGGUUCCAUCUCCCACUGUAUUGAGACACAUGCAAGAACUCAGGGACAUGACCUGGCAAUGCUUUUCAUAGGCCACUAUUUCUUAUGCAUCUGGGAACUCCCAUCAACCCAAGAUAGCAGCCAUAUUACUGUUUACAUGACCACUGAUCCCAUAAUGAUGAACAUGUGAGUCAGCCAUCCCUUAUCUUGCCAGGGACUGUUUUGCUUCUCACAUGUAUAAACAAAUCAGAAAUUGGAGUGAGUUUGGGAACUUGAUUAAGAAGUCCCUCUCUGAACUUUCCUUUGUUGACUGUUGAGUUGGAAAUCCAAAAGGCAUAAUGUUAGGCUUGAUAGGAUUUCAGUGUUGUUUCUUGCAGAUGGGCUUCAAAACAUGAACUCUUUUACUAAGUGAGCCUUAGGAAGUAGCCCUGAAAUUAUUAAUAAAAAGGGGGUUAUGGAAUGCAACAGGUAGAAACACGACAAAAGAAAUCUGGUUUUGUGCAGAGUGUAUAUUUUCCUUUCUCCCUCAAGCUUUGCCCUUCCCCAAGUUCCCUGCAAUGUCAGUCUAUCUUGCAUUUUUGGAGUAUCCCUGGUCCUUUAGUCAGCACAGUUUGUGGUUUCUCACUUCCUCUAUUAAGCCAGAUCGCGGAUGGGAUCAUAUGUCCAUUUACAGCAAGAGCGAGGUGGGAGGGGGCUCUAAUCUAAUGGUUAUAUAUGAUAUACCCAUUAUAUAUAUGAUAUACCUAUUAGCAUGCAAAUAAUCAUGUAAACAGAACUUUAAUAUCAGCUGCCGUGUGUGUGUGUGUGUGUGUGUGUGUGUGUGUGUGUGAAAAAUAGAGAACUUAAUUGUUCUCCAGCAGAAUAAACUGGAGAUUCUAUACUGCGCUUCUUUGUUGAUGGGAGAAGAGGAGGAAAAAAGGAUGGCUCUGACACAAGCCCUUUGCUUCCAUUCAGUUCCAUAAUGCAAUUACUCUUUGAUCCGAGAAGAAUGUGGCUGUCCAUACUGUGCAGCUGGAGGGUGUGUCUCUCAUCAUGUACAUAUUUUCCUUCAGCACGGAUUUGCAAACGCAUUUGUGAUGAGCCAUUGGGCUAAAAGGGAAUUUUAUGAUCAUUCAGCAAAAAUGUUGAUACUAGAAUCAUAGCAGUAAUUGUCUGUCUAGCACGGACUUGUCCAAGCUUUGAUGAAUUAGUAUAUUUAGAGGAGAGUGCCACGAUACGAGCAAACCAUUUUUGGGGACAUUGAGCUGGCUGUAAUUUGGGGGAUCAGUUGAGCAUUUCGAUUCUCCACAAUACUGAUAUGCAGGGGGGGGGGGUGCUACAAGGCAUGCUAGUCCUGCACUUGUCAGGACCAAAUUAGGUUGCACACCCCACAUAAAGAGGCUUCCUGCAUUUAUCCAUAUCCAUAUAGACCCACAGGAUUCAGCCCGCAUUAGAGCAUGCCUGAACAGGAAUGUCUUAAAGCACCUUCAACGUGCCAGCAGGCUUGGGUAAAUUUCUCAGGGCAGCCUUUCAUGCUUUAACUGUGUUCUUUGGUACAGAUACAUGAUCACAAAAUGCAUGUGCUGUGAAGCAUACACGUAUAUAAAGGCAACUGCCUUUAUAUGGAAGGAGCAACUGAGAAAUGACUAGGCUUCUGUUUCUGUGUAUUUUUAAGGAUUGUGAUGAUUUGUACAUUCUUGUACUCACUCGUCUGUACUGACAUGCUGUUUACAUAUUUUGCACUUGGAUAGAAAGAAUAACCCAGCCUGACCCCAACAAAACAAAUAAUACAACCCCAACAACAAAAUUACAUGGCAGAAAAGACCUUCUUCCUAGGUCCCUGCCUAGCUGAUCUCCCUAGCAUAGGGAGCUCAUAUGGGAAGAGAUGCUCUUGGGACAUUGCCAGUAGCACAUUGAGAGGUAUAUAGUGCACCUGCAGCUUGCUGAUGUUCAGAUGUACUUUAAAAGCAAACAAACCCCUGUAUCUCAGUCUCAAUUAUUUGGGCCAUCAAGUCAAGUAUAUCUGGAAUAAGACGUAGUUCAACAUUGUAUAGGAAGCUGCCCUAUGCCGUGUCAGACAAAUAGUCCAUGUAGGUCAGUAUUGCCAACACUGAUUGGCAGAGGCUUGCCAGGGUUUUAGACUGGGCAUUCCCAGCCCUACCAGGGCUUGACAGAAACUGAACCUGGGGCCUUCUGCAUGUAAAGCAGAUGCCCCACUGCUUAGUUACAGCCCUUCCUGAAUAUUUGGUUCAACUCUAUAAAGAGUUCUGUCUAUUGUUGUUGUUUUUUUUAAAAAAAUCUGUAUUCCACCCUCCCCUUCUAUUUUCAAACAAGAAGCUCAUUUCAACACUUGUCUACUGCAGAGUCUCAAUAGAGUCUAGCGGUUAUGAAUCACUGGCACAGACACAGCUAAUGUAAUUAGAAACAUUUGCCUCAACAGGGUUGCCCUCUCUGUGUUUCCCUCUGGAUGUCCUAUUGCAGACUAUUAAUUUGGAAGACAUUUAAAAUGUCUGCAAAGAAGAGUUGCUGAUGAUAGGUGUUCUCUCCUUCAUAUGUGAGGGUGGGAACAUCUGCCAGCCCAAAGAAUAUUAAGUUAGAUGUAUAGAAUGUGGGUUCAGAUCCCUGCUCAGCCACAAAGCCACUUUGGUUAAGCCUAUCUGGAAGAGCUGCCAAUAUAAUAAAACAAGUGGCACAUUAUGACAUGCUGUGUGUGAGGUAGCACACAGCCAAUUCUCACUCCUGUCACCAGGUGCUGUGGGGCUCCACCCCACACCAAGCAAUGGCACCAUGUGGCACUAGGGCUGUUGGUUGGAACUGUGGACGGUUGCAGCUGAGACAUUCACACAACAGAAACUUUGUGGCCCAAAGAGCCAGUCUCGUGCCCUUGCCUGAUUGGUACAUUUUUCCAUGCCUUCUGCAUUUAUUCAGUGUGGGCAACUUAUCAUUGAGGGAGUUACCAUUUUAUCUUUCUUUCCUGCUGGACAUUGGCCUCCAGCCACUUGCUUGCCAGCCUCAAAGUAUUUACCCUCCAGCUUUCAUAUCUGCUACAUAUAAAGCUCUCUGAAUCAUGACUUGUCCAUCAAGGUGAGCAACCAAAUAUGUUUAAUUACUGUUCCUACAGGUUUCCUGCAAAGCUGUUUGAUGCUCAACCAUCAUCUUUCUUUCUCUUGUGAACACCACUCGCCUCAUUAUUCUUGUGCACAUCUAAAAGCCCACUCCACAUAUCACUUGUGUGAAUUCUCCUACCCUGCCAGCCCAUUUGAUGAUAUUCACAAUGAUCACCAAAGCAUUAUAACCAUCUCCAUUCCUACCAGCCUUCUUGGAUGUUACGUUCUGCAGAGGUGGCUUUCUUAGUAGUUCCACUACCCUUAGAAUAAUAUUCUAAAAUGUAUGCAUAGUUGUAUGUGUUGCGUGGCAAGGUCCCAAACCCUCCUGGGAAAUGGAAUAAAGAAACAUGAAACAGUAUUUUAGGUUAAUGGGUGAAAAAGGCCACAACUUUAUUGGUUACAGAAUGUGAGUGGUACUUUUUUCCCAUAACAUUUGAAGAACUGCAAAGCUAGAGUAUAACUGUGUUUUGAUCUCUAUAUUAAACUGGGAAGUGCAAAUCAGAAGGGCUUGCUUAAAAAUGUGGGCCAUAAAAUAAAAAAAUCCUUGGGCACCCCAAAAAUCAGCUACUUUGAAAUAUGUAUGGUAGUUGAUGUGAAGACUUCACUCUGCUGCCUUCAUAAGGCACAGGACAUUCUUUUGGAUAUUCAGCAUUUUGAAUGUGCUCUUAUGUUGGAAGUAGAUCUGAUACAGAAGUUGGUUUGUAUAAUUGUCAGCCUAUGUUUGGAUAAGUUGUGGAUAAAUUGGCCUUAGAGCAGAGGCAGCUUAUGUGACAUCAUGGUGUUUUAUUAACUGUACAGUGAAAGCAGAGCUCUGUUUGGUUAAUUAUGUAACUUUCCAGAGUUGGAUACUGCAGGGAAAAGGAAGAUUCCCCCCCACACCGCCCCCGCUGAUAGAUUUAUAUGUGCUUUAUGUUUUGUUUUGCCCGUUCCAUAGCCAACCUGGAAUUAUUUGACAGCCUGCCCCACAGAAAUGUAAACAAGAAUAGCUUUGCAACUUGAUAAUUAGAAAUGAGAUUUCAUAAAACUAGAAGUGGGUGGUUUGUCCCUUCUGUCCUUAGGGCUACUACAGACAAGCACCACUGAUUCCCUUCCCUUCUACAGUCAUGCACUUUGGUUCUUGAACAUGUACAAAAAAUAAUCUGCAUAAUUUUAUUUCUGCUUUAGGCAUCCUUAUACUGCUGCUGUUUCCUGAAGCUCAUGGGGCCACCACUGUGCUCACAGACAAGUCAGGUUCUUGUGUGGACUGCCAUGCCUCCACUGGAGGAGUGCGAGAGUGGCUGCCAUUAUUUACGUCCUUGCGGAUGUGGCUCCAUUGUUCACAUCCCAGCCCAGGGGCAGCCCCGUGAGCUUGCAAGGCAACUAAUGAACCAGCCCUGCAGCUGCUGCAGCCACAGACAUUGUAGCUGCUGUCUCUAUGCAAAGCACUUAUCGUCAUCAGCAAAGCUUCUUUAUGUUGUCAUGUAUUCAGGUAUGUGGUUUCAUGAAGAACACAAUGGUUACUUGUUUGUGUGGGAACCAGCCCUUGGAGUUUCAUGAUAUUAGAUCCUUUUUUAAACAAACAAACAAACAAACAAACAAACAAUGUGCUUCAUUGCUGUUCUCCUGUUACUUUUGAAUUUAUAUCCUUUUUUAGCCACAUGAAAGGAUUUUUCCAGCCUUGGGGUGGGUGGUGAUGAUACUGUUUUUGAAAUCAAAAUAUGUGGAUUUUGUUACAACAAACUAUUACUCAUGGAUCUUGACCAGUCCGAUAUGUUUAAGCUUAUUUUUAUUACUUCAAAAUUUCAUUUUAAAUUAACUCUCAGAUGCUAAGAAUAACUGGGAGGGGAAGCAAUGGCCAAUACAAGCAAGGAUUUUCCACACAUUUUGAAGUCAACCUCUGAUUUACUAAUGGAAAAAGAUUUCCCUUAAAACCACCCACCAAAUAAGGCAGGAAAUGUGGGGUUAGAAGCCAUUUGAGUAUAUAGGACAGACACUCAUGGUGUAAGCAGGUACUUAUAGGGGAGUUGUUGACUUAGUUACAUCUCAGUGGAGCCAAACAUUCAAAUUAUCACUCAUUGCUAAUCAGACAUCAUAGGCACAGUAUAUAAAUGUAUCACUGUUCACAGAAUAUACUAGUGAUUUGUGCAGCUUGUUAAUUCUGAACACUGGGUCCAGUGGUCCUCUAGGAACUGAAUUUGGUGCUUUCAUUUCAUUUAAUUGCUGGAAAAAAAUGAUGUUUCUGUAACCUUAAGAAAGAAAAACCUAACUUUUCUAGCCUCUGUUAGUUUGUAUGGAAGCAGAAGAGAGCAAAAUCUGUUUAGAAUAUCCCAGAACAAUUGGGUAAAUAAAACAUAACAAUGUUUUUAUAGAAAGAAUGUGAAGAAAAGAGGCAAAUAGUGUAGAGUAAUUAUGGGUAAUUAUCACCCUUACAUGCAUUUUGCUUUGUGUACACACAGAAGAAUUGUGUGUCCAAUCAUGGGAGACAAUUUGUAUUCUUGUAUUAUUUGAAGUGUUCAUUUGAGAUGAUUUACUUACUUCUGAUGUGUAUGGGCUUUGGAAGAGUGAUGAGUGGCCAAAUAUGAUUGUUAUCGUGAUUGGUUAUGUUGAGCGUGCUCCAACUAUAGUUAGUUAUACACUGCAAAACCCACAAAAGGUGAUUGAUUUUAUGAUAAAUUGGGGGGAAUUUUACUGUUGCUUAGCCUAUGACUGAGAGAGGCAGGCUGACCGAUUCAAAAUAAAUAGGGAGUAGAGAAGAUCAAAAAUAUUGCUUUGUUUUUGUUAAUGUUUUAUUUAAUGGUACAUAUUUCUGGGAGCCAGGAGUAACCCAGAAACCAGAAGGUCAGUGCUCAGUAACCAGCAUAUCAGGCUGAGAAAGGAGGCAGGAGCUAAACCCAAGGAAGGAGGGAAGGGAGUCAGAGGAGAUAAGAUUCUGACCCUAGUGGUCUGGAAACCAUCAAGCUAUUACUCAAAAGCAACCUUGCUAUGACACAGGGAACUCAAUGCAGCACAGAGUUGGGCUGAUCUGAGACCACAAUAUAAUCUACAAGAAAGGCUGAUUAGAGCCCAAACCCACUACAGCUUGAACUGGGAAUGUCUGAACAGCUGAUCUAAGUGCUUGCCUUGGCUGUGAUGAUGUGCUGCAGCAGACGUAAUCAACAACUGUAUGGUCACAGGCUGCUCUGUUUGCAGAUAAAUGUUUGGAGGCUGGAAGCACCGUAUAUUUUGCUGUACACACUGGCUUUACCAUUGGGUCAAGGAGAAGCUCCUUUAAGAGAUGGGCUGGAAGCUGCAAGAAGUGAAGGGGUGUGAGCAGCUGCAGAGAGAGGGAAUGAGGUGGGACGGGAUCAACCCAAAUGGAAGUCUCCUGCAUUAAAUCAACAAUGAAAUGCUUCUCAACCAGGAGCAACUGGGGGGAGAGGCAUCCCCAGAACUCUUGGCAGCAGUAUCACUGCUGCAUAUUGCGGUGGUUGAACAAAAGACCACAACACGAUGGCCAAUAACAAUGGCACUAAACACUAUUUAUAGACUAAUGCAAAUGAACAGAAAUUGCAACCAAAGUCUCUAAAUCUUCUUCACCAGUCGUGGUAGAAUCAUACAAAAGUUUGAUAUAUUCAUAAUCUGCCACCAAAUAUCGCCGGAACAGAAAUUAUUAAUUCUUACAAGUCUGGCUGAUGAAGAAUUGAUCAAGAUUGGCUGAUGAUGCAUUGAAUGAAACAGAUUGGGUUAUCCAGAAACUCUGUUCCGGCGAUAUUUGGUGACAGAUUAUGAAUAUAUCAAACUUUUGUAUGAUUUACCACGACUGGUGAAGAAGAUUUAGAGACUUUGGUUGCAAUUUCUGUUCAUUUGUAUUAGUCUAUAAAUAGUGUUUAGUGCCAUUGUUAAUGGCCAUCGUGUUGUGUCAUUUUGUUCAGCUUGUCUAUAUUGCAACACAAGGGUCUGUUUAUGGCAUAUUGCGGUGGGGCAGGGUGUCAGCGAGGUUGGGGUGCUGCAGACACUCCCACCAGUAUACCCAGACCACCCCAAACUCACUACCAUCUGGACCUGCAAUUGUAGCAUGAUGAUAAGCUGCUUGCCAGCACAGAGGUGGAUCGGGAUAUGGAGCACACAUUCACAGACACAGCAUUACUCAAAUAUGUACACCUUAGCUUUACAUACCAGAUUCAAAAGCUAUGUGACAUAACUAUAGCGGCUUAUAAAUUGUUGCUCUUAGUUCUUUCAGGCCUCUUGCCAGUUGCUUUGAAGCUGAGGUCACUUCCACCGCUUCCCCUACCCUCUGCAGGGUCUUCCCAAGGAGAUCCGUCCACGUUUAGACUGCCCUCCUGAGUUUUGUGUACAUUAGGUUCCUGGCCUAUUAGCCGCACUUCAUUAACCUCCCAUCUCUCUAUAAAUAAGCCUUUGGGAAACGACGUCAGUUCUCGAGAAUUCUUUAGGUUAAACUUUGGGUGGACUUGCCUUUAAUCAUUUCUUUGUGUUUAUUCCAGUUUUGAACCAAAGUGCUGUCUAGACUUUGAGAGAAUAUACAAUUGGCUCUUUUGUGUCCAAAAAGAACAAUUAAGGAAUACAAAGUAUGUGUGUGUGGUUUUUUUCUAAAGAGAAAGUAGGGUAGAUGAGAUUGAAAAGUUGUACCAGUGGGGUGUUGAGAUCUCUAGAAGUCAAAGAAAGCUAUUUAGCCAUUUCCCACAUGGAAUAUAUAAUGUCUAGACAAUCAGUCUGGAUUUUUUGGUGUAAUAUUGCUUGGAAACUAUGACACAUAAUUUAUUUGCUUCUAUAACUCAUGUACAGGUAUUUGCUACAUGCUAAAUCUUAAUUACCUUGAAGAACUUUGUUUCAUUCAAUAGUUUCCCCUGUUCAUUUUUAUGACAUAUGAAAUAGUUUUACCCUUGACCUCCCUCCCCAGAAUAUAUAUAUAAAGAGAGGGAUGUGUGUGUGUUUUCUUGGGUAUAAUUCCUUUCAACCAAUUUUACAACUCAGGUCAGCAGUCAACACACUAUUAUUCUUUGCAUUUUUGUCAUGGAAUUAAAUUGUCCAGUCUCUUCUAAAUGUUGUAAAGCUAGAAAUAAUACAACCCUGGGGAAAUCAUGAACCUGCUUUCCUUAUGAAUAUUAAAGCAUGGUCUGUUGCUGCCUUUAAAAAAAAUUGCAUUAAUGUAGGAAGCAUUUUUUGUAAAGUGAAAAAAAAAAGUUGGUACAUAAAUUGUAGCUUAAUUAAAGUGUGGUCUACUAUGGUGACUUCAUUUAAUAGCAUUCAAGAGCAGAGAAAGAGCAAGCCAAGAGCUAUUAAAUCUAUCAGACAGUUCAUUAGUGUGUGCAAUUGACCAGCUUCUGUUUUUUCUCUAAAGCUUCUGAACACAACUAAUUGGCUUAGCUGCUUGGUUUAUAUCACAGAGGAGCAUUUGCUGCUUUACUUAUCUUUCUGCUCACAACAUAAUUGAUGUGUCCCCUGUGCCCAUCCAAAUAAGUACAGAGGAUAAAUGAGGCCAUCUACAUUGAGGGAAUAAUUAAUUCCUAAUGUUUAAGGCUGAGAGCUCUAAUUUGAUCCAAGAAAGCAAAAAUUGUGUCUCAAGGAGAGAAGUAUUAUUCCAGAACUGGUGGGCCCAUGAGAGAAAACACUAGGUUGCUUCGUUAAGAUAAUAAACAUAAUGGAAUUACAAUGUUAUCCAAACAAUGAUUAAAUGUGGUGUACAAGGCCAGUGGUUCCCAAAAUAUCUUAAUCUGCUAACAAAACACAGCACUUGCAACUUCAUUCCUUUUAAAGUGGACACAAAAGACUGUUACCAAACACUCUGCUUGUUCUUCAAGAGGCUCUGUACACCACAGCUAAACAAAGUAAUUGAGAGCCACAACCCCAUACAUUGAUUCUUAGAAGUAAGCAACACUGAGUUCAGUAGUACAUAGUCACAGCUAAGCAAGUAUAGAACUGCAGCUUAACAUUUUUAAGAUUUAAGAAGAAGUAGUGGAUUGCUGGAAGCUCCAAGGCAGAGGUGAGGCACCUGUGGCCCUCCAUAUGGUGUUGAACUACAAUCCCCAUCAGCACCAGUCAGUAUGACCAAUAGUCAGGGAUGAUAGGAGUUGUAGUCCAGAGAUAUCCCUGCCAUAAGGUUUUCUCCCUCUUGGACUACUGCAAUGCACUUAUCCAUGAGGAUAAGACUGAUACUAUUACACUGGCCAUAGCAAAAUUUCUCUUAGAGGGCUAAAGUUCCUCUGUUGGCCAGUAAGGCUACCCCUACAGCUUAAUAACUGCUGAUAUAUACCAUAGCUGUACUGUUUAUUUUGGGUCUAUGGACCGCAAUGAAGCCUAUGUGUAUGUGAAUAUAGAUUGUCUCAGUUUCUGUGUUUAUACACCCAUGAAGGUGAUGGAUGGUUGGUGAAGGACCCUGUGUGAGAGAUAGGAAAGUGAAGAUCUUCCAGGGUGGGAAACUGGGGGAAGAAUGGGCAGCUCCCAGAUGAGAGCUGGGAGGGUCCACCUCGUUCUGUGUGAGACAAGGAUUAAGAUCUACCUUAAAGUGAUGACUCUGUACUUUCUUUUCUCUUUUUCUUUUUCUUUUUAUUUAGAUUUUUUAAAUUGUAUUGUAUUAUGAAAAGCCUUAAUAAAAUUUUAUGGGGGGAAAGGAUUGUGUUUACCUGUUUUUAUGGUGAGGAAGUGGUGUAUGAAUGGAACCUCAUAGGUUGUUGCUGUGAUUGUGAUGUCCAAUUUUGGGUGUUGUCAUGAUGAGAAUUGCAAGUAGAAAGGUAAUUCCAGUUCAGGUAGGUGUGAGCAUGAUUACAUCUCCAGCUGGGAAACUUGACUUGUAUGAGCCAUCCCUAUAAUUGCAGGCAAGCCUUUGGACCACAAUAUAAAGCUUAUAUAUGAACGGUAGUCAAAUGCAUAGAAUGGGGGUACCUGUGCUACAAUUUAAAAAGUCACAAAAGUCACAGUACUGCCUGAUUAAUCUGUGCUACUUAAAGUUGUGUGUCCGAUUGCCACCCCAUGCUCCAAAUAGCCUUCAUGUGAACAACUAGCAUGUCAGGGAGGAUUACAACCCAGCCUUCUACUUCUAAUUUUCUACACACACACACACACACACACACACACACACACACUGCAUCAUUUAAGCAUCAUUUGUUACGAUUUACUUUAAAUUACAAACAACCACACCCAUAAAUCAGUAAAGAAACUAUCAAAACAGAGCGAAUGAAACAGCAUAAAAGGCUGAAAAACAGUUAACUUAAAUGCUUCAGCAAAUAUUCAUUGGCAGAUUCAUCACCUGAUAUGCUUGUGACAAACAGCUCACCAUUCAUGCAGAUAAUGUGAUCUUCCAUCUAUAGUAUGCUGUGGUAUGGUCUUUUGGAGCUCUGUGCCAUGCAACCAAUUGAAAUUGGCAUGACAGCUAGCCAUUGCUUUGACUAUGCUGCAUUUCUUUCUCGCUGCAGAAUGAUUACCUACGAAUGUUGUCCAGGAUAUGAAGAAGUUCCAGGGGAAAAAGGCUGUCCAGCUGGUAAAUCAAUUGAAGUACAAACUAAUACCUUGUGCGAAUUUGGGAUGGUGUGGGAACGUCAGUGUAUACAUUGAUUCAGCCAGUGAGCCUCACAGGUAGCUUUCAGUGAGGAGGAGAUGUCUUGCCUAGUAUAGUUUCCAGAAAUUAUGAUGGGAGUAGCAGCAGGUCAUUUAAUCCCCAGGCUGCUUUACUCAUUACAUUUUGGGAGUACAGAAUGCAGCCAGUAACCAACAAGGCAAAUUCAGUGUUAGUCAUAUGCAGACGAGAUCCAUUGAAAUCAAGGCACUUAAGUUACUUAGGAUUGUUGAUAUAAAUGGGUCAACUAAUAUUGGAUAUCACUCUAGAUGUAGUUCACUGAUUAAUGAAUAUGUGGUGAGCUACUACUCUUCUGGGCCCAAAUUAUAUCUUGCCAACAUCUUAAAAUGAGCAUGGUGCAGGCGAGUUCCUAAUAUUCAACCCAAACCUUCCUUGUCCCCAUCAUUCCUGUCACCAUUGGGGUUGCUGUUGAUGUCUGCAUGCAACCUAUUCCUUCCAUAGGCAAGCACUCUUGGCAAUUCUGCUCAUAUUUCUUUCCCUCCCCCCUAGAGUUCCCAGAUCCCAUUAUUCCCCAUUUAUUAGUGACUAUUACUCAUGAUGGCUAUCUGGAAUGUAGGGUGGCAUGAUGACUACCUGAAAUCAAGGGCAGCAUGCCUCUGAACAUGAGCUACUUGGGGAAAGCAAGAGGGGUGGGGUGUUGCAUUCUGUUCCUGCUUGUGGGCUUGCAAGAAGCAGCUGGUUGACCACUAUUAAAUUUUUUUGAAAAAUUAUAUACCUCCCUUCAUUUACAACAUAAAACAUAAUGCGCAAUGUAUGUCAGUAUAUAAUAUCCAUACAAUACAAAACAGCCAAAUAAAUACAUUUCAUAAUAAGAAGCAAUAUCAUGGUACCUAAUAUAGAACAGGCAUCAUGGAUACAUAUUAAGCAGCAAUAUCAAAUUAGACACAGUUACUUACUUACUUCACUGAACCUUUAUACAAGUAUAGGCCAUCAUAAAACAUCCAUAUAUAAAAAAUUAAAAUAUAUACAAAUAGCCAUUUGAAAUAUGUAGUAGCGAGGAUUUUCAUGCUCUGCGUCUUCCUUCCCAUCGCAAAACACCCUCAGGGUGAGUAGAGUCCAGUUUGUCUGCCUCUGCAGCAGUAGCUGCUAAUAAGCAAUGUCCUAUGCACCAAGUUGCUAGUAAAUUAGCAUUAAAAGUUAAGCAAUCUUAGAGGGUAGCCUCAGUUAUAAGGGGCAGGGAGUAUGAGGUUUGAACUUCACCUCCCUUUUCUUUUCUCGAUAACCUGGCUGCGAGUAAGUCUGUCAUUGCUGCCAAUAUGUUUCCUUGUCACUGCCCACAGAGAGCCCAGAAUUGCCAAGCUUUAUCCUUUAUUAGGAAUAAAAUGCUGGACCAGGUGGAACCUUGAUUUGAUGCAGCAAGGCAGUUAAGUUCACUGUAUCCUGCACAAACAUAUCUAUUGUUAUCUCAGUUGCCUCCUCCAUGCCUUCUGUCAUGUCUGGAACAUGCUGCACAUUACUCUCUAGUACAGUGGUACCUCUGGAUGCGAACGGGAUCCGUUCCAGAGCCCCGUUCACAUCCUGAAGCGAACACAGCCUGCGUCUGCGGGUCACGAUUCGCUGCUUCUGCGCAUGCGCGUGACAUCAUUUUGAGCGUUUGCUCAUGCGUGAGCCGUGAAACCCGGAAGUAACGCGUUCUGUUACUUCCGGGUCGCCGCGGAGCGUAACCUGAAAACACUCAACCUGAAGCAUAUUUAACCUGAGGUAUGACUACAUGUAACGGUAACAGGACAGACCUUUUUUCUUUUUUGCCAAUGAGGGUGUGAUUUGCAGCUGAGAAACAGCAGGAGAGGAUAAGGGUGCUUAACCCUUAUCCACACGCAGACUGCCGGCUGCAAAUUGUCCCUCCAAGUGACUUCCCUGCCACCAAAUUGUGUCAAACAUGCAUUUUCUAGGGCAGAUGUGAACAUGCCCUUGAAAAUGCAUAGGGAACAAGAAGAAGAAGAGUUUGGAUUUGAUAUCCCGCCUUUCACUCCCCUUCAGGAGUCUCAAAGCGGCUAACAAUCUCCUUUCCCUUCCUCUUCCACAACAAACACUCUGUGAGGUGAGUGGGGCUGAGAGACUUCAAAGAAGUGUGACUAGCCCAAGGUCACCCAGCGCCUGCAUGUGGAGGAGCGGAGACGCGAACCCGGUUCCCCAGAUUACGAGACUACCACUCUUAACCACUACACCACACUGGCUCUCAAAGGCUGCUUAGAAGAGCAGUUUCACAUAGGAAGAUAGUACGUGGAGAAAGGGUGAAGUUCGCUUUCCCCCUGCUAUUUCUCCACUCGCAAAGCAGCUUUUUCAGUUUUAAAAAAUGGGUCAUUGGGCGAUUCUUAGAAGCAUUUCCAUGUAAUAUGCAUUUUUAUGGUGAAGUAGGAAAUGUUAUGAUUAUGCUACUGGCUUGUCAAAGUGAAAUGUCAUCUGUAUUAUUAUUUUUAAACAGCUUUGCCUCUUUCCAACCUAUACGAAACACUUGGAAUUGUUGGGGCCUCAACCACACAGCUCUACUCUGCCAGCUCUAACCUGAGUGCUGAAAUCACAGGCCCUGGAAGCUACACAAUCUUUGCCCCAACCAAUGAAGCCUGGGCAUCCUUGCCUGCCGUAAGAAUAAGUGCUUCUUCCGUUUCCAAAACUUGAAUGUGUUGAGGAAAUAAUGAAAAAUAGAGGUGGUCUAUCCACAAAGUGGGUAGGACACAGUAAGAAGAUUGGAAUCAUUAUUUUAAAUGAAGGAAUAAGAAUAUUCAGACACCAUGAUUAAACAUCAAAGGUAAAGGUAAAGGUACCCCUGCCCGUACGGGCCAGUCGUGUCCGACUCUGGGGUUGCACAUCCAUCUCGCUUAAGAGGCCGGGGGCCAGCGCUGUCCGAAGACACUUCCGGGUCACGUGGCCAGCGUGACAAAACUGCUCUGGCGAGCCAGCGCAGCACAUGGAAACGCCGUUUACCUUCCCGCUAGUAAGCGGUCCCUAUUUAUCUACUUGCACCCGAGGGUGCUUUCGAAUAAGAAUAUUCAGACAGCAUGAUUAAACAUCAUUAUACGUAUAUUCACAUUUAAAAAUUGUUAUAUAUUAUUUCAUCGUUACCUUUUCUAAUGUGUUGUUUUGUUGUUCCGUAAACCACCAUGAUAUUGCUUUGAAAUGAAAGACAAUAUACAAAUUAUUUAAAUAAAGGAACUAUUGGGAUCACACUUCCGGAGCUCAGGUCCUACUUGAUGGCUUCUCAUAGGCAUCUGGUUGGGCACUGUGAAAGCAGCAUGCUGCUCCACAUGGGCCUUUGGCCAAAUCCAGUAGGGCUCCUAAUUGCAUGUCAAGACCCCCUUAUAAUAACACCUGGACACAGUAUUUUGGGUUAAUGGGCAGAUAAAGGCCACAACUUUAUUGGUUACAGAAUGUGAGUGGUAUUGGCUUAGACACUGGAAUUGUACCGACUAUAGCUGACUCCUGCCUGCCAUGCAGGUAAUCCAGUAAGGGUCAACCACCAAUAGGGGGAGUCCUGUUGGGGUCAUGGCAUGGCCCUAGCCCCUACCUGGGCUUUGGACAAGAUCCACACCCCUGGAUCCCUUUAACCGAACACCCUUAAAAAUAGAGGGGCAGGUGAUGGCGACACCUCCCCUCCCCCAAACCAGGUUUUACCAAUGCCUAACCGCCAAACCUUACAAAAGUUGUGACGAUUGCUACGAGGUAGGUGAAAACAGGGAGAUCCCUGGCCGUAUGGCUGCUUAAAUUAGCCAAGUCACGCCCCCCCCCCACCAGCCGGAUUGGCUGGCUGAGGCCGGGACGUGGCUGGAGACUCCCCAAUGACCCGGGAGCUUGGCCCUGCUGUGUGCAGGAGGGCACGUGGCCUGCCCGCAACACUGCCCCACCAGUGGAGCAGCUUUCUAAUCUUAGUUGCUCAAGCUCCCAUUCUGUGUUCUUUAAUCCUUGCAACUUCCAAGAGCACUCCUGCUUAUCUUUUAUCCUGUUUCUUUUCCUGUGCCUCCCAUAGCUAUUCAUAAGAGGGAUGAUUAGAUGAAAUUACUUCUCUUGAAGCAGAAAAUACGAAAGGCUGCUAGUAGCUGAAAGCAAGAUCUAGAACAACCUUUCUCAACCUUGGGUCCCCAGAUGUUGCUGGAAUACAGCUCCUAUCAUCCCUAGCUAGCAGGACCCCAGUGGUCAAGGAUGUUGAGAGUUGUAGUUAGCAGCAUUUGGGGACCCAAGGUUGAGAAAAGGCAUUGUAUAAUUUUAUUCACAGUGGGCUCAGUUCAUUGGAUGGGAGCUGUGUAGUGCAAGUAACACAACUGCUAGCUUGAGGAUGCAUUCCCCUUUCACCUGGGGAGCUGUAAACAAGAAGCUGCAGUUAAGGAAUCUUCCCAGCAAUUGUAUGUUGUUCCACUGACAAGAGUUGUUAGCCCUCACAAUAGGGGGGGGCAGUUGCAGUCCAAGCAUAUUUCCUUCCUGCUUGCGAGGUAGAAGCAGGUAGAAAUAGUCAGGUACUAUUAGUCAAGCAUUGACAUCUAUGGCUUUGUGAGAAUAAACUCAGUGGAACUGAGUAUUUGGUCCCAUUUGCUUUUUCUCAGGAAAUGUUGGAUUCUUUGGUGAGCAAUGUUAACAUUGAGCUGUUAAAUGCUCUUCGCUACCAUAUGGUGAAUAAACGAGUUCUUACGGAUGAUCUGAAACAUGGAACAACUCUCCCUUCAAUGUACCAGAAUAUUGAUGUACAGAUCCAUCAUUAUCCAAAUGGAGUGAGUAUUUGGUAAAACUGCAAGGAAAACUGAAACUACAAGGGCAAUUGAUAUGUACCAAAUAUUAUUUAAAGAGCUCAGGAUAUUAUUUUGCUUCUAUUUUAGAUGGCCAACUUAAUUGUUCUGUCAGAUGUAUUAAUAUGAACUGGCUUUUCCCAAUAUAAGGGGUGGGUGAUAUAACUGAAGGCUUGGGGCCAGCCACCAUUAUGGCCUCAUGUCCGGGAAAUCAGUUGACACUUUUAAAAAUACGAAUAAAUGAGUAACUUAUUUAUUGACUUAUUAAAAGGAUGAAACUGACUUUCAAACCACUAGGAUCCUUCAAGGUGGCUCUCACAGAUGCAUACAGACAACCUUUAGAAUUCUCCCUGUCCCUCUUAAGUACACAUAGACUUAAUGAUAGAGAAAAUGAUACGUGGAAUUCUUUAAACCAGCUAUUGACAUAUUAUUCCACUGGCAUAAUAUAAUAUGUUAAUCAUAUACUAGCUUUAGUUUUUUAUUUGUCUGGUCCCUGUGUUCCCCAGAUCGUGACAGUGAACUGUGCUAGGUUGUUGGAGGCUGACCAUCACGCCACCAACGGAGUGGUCCACCUGAUAGACAAAGUCAUUUCCACAACAACAAACAGCAUCCUUCAAAUUGUUGAGCUUGAAGAUACUCUUGAAACCCUAAGAGUAAGUCCAUUUCAAAUAUAUAUCCCAAUAUAUCCUUUGAUGCCCAUUUAGGGCGAAAUCACUUCCUUGAAAACCUAUUAACUUGUAUCCCUGCUGGAUUCCUUCCUUUCUAACAUGCCUAAUUCCGUUUCUUUUGUAUUUAUUCAAAGACUGCUGUGGCAGCUGCUGGUCUCGACAGUCUUUUGGAAAGUGAAGGCCAGUUUACAUUGCUGGCUCCAACCAAUGAAGCUUUUAAGAAGAUCCCACCAGAAACCCUAACCAGGAUCCUAGGAGACCCAGAAGCUCUGAAAGGUAAACAGCUGUGAAAAUGUCUAUUGUACAUAGAUAUAAUUUGUAAACCACUUUGACUUUUUUUCUACAGUCAAGUGGUAUACAGUGGGCCCUCUGGAUACAAACUUAAUUCGUUAUGGGGAUCCGUACGUACCCCAAAAAGUCCACAUCUAGAGGUGCUGCUUCUGUGCAUGUGAGCGGUGCUAUAGAGCGUUUCUGCACAUGUGUGCGCGGCGAAACCCGGAAGCAUACUGGAUAAAACCCGGAAGGGUCCACUGGAUAAAUUUUAUAAAAUAAAUUUUUAGAAAAAUCCUGAUUAGGAGGGCACUGGAGGUAGGGGAACAUCUUAGACUAUGUGUUUUGCCAGAAGUCUCCAGCUAGUAUAUGUGGUCUAAUGUUAGUAAUGAAUCUGGGUCAGAUGUAUUUCUGGAACUUUGCUAUACUUUUUCUUGUGUAAUUCACUGAUGAUUUUAUAACUUUGCCAUAUCUUGAAAGGCAAGGUUAAAUGUUAAUUUUUCAGGGGUAAGGGGUGGGGAGAAACUUAUAUUUCUGUAAUGGUUCAAAGUGACAUACCGCUGACCUCAAAUCUUUUCUCUCUGAUUUCUCUCCUUAAAGUUAGUAGCAGAUGGACAUUGUGGUGACCUUGACAGCUGCGUUGCUGCUGCUUACUGGGAAGGAGAAGGGGAGGGACAAGGUGGUGAAGUCCAACUGGUGCGUGUGUACCAGCAGGAGCACCAGAUUGGCUCUGCCGGUGCGCCUGCACUGCGCCAAUCUCCCCACCAUCUCUCCCUCUCCUUCCCAGUAAGCAGCAGUGACUCAGGAGGUCAAGUGAGCACCACCACUCGGCUUUUAAGGACAGCUGACAGAAAGGUCCUCUAAAGAGAAGGCCGGUUUCAAUCCCCAUAGCCCAGUGCUCUGUUUGCAUGACCCGCUGCUAUGGUGGUGGCCUUUCUCUUCUCAUUCUUCACCCUCUGGAUUUAAGGCAGGAAUGUAGAGAGAAGGCCAUGGAAAGAAGAAGAAGCUGUAUUUGUACUGAGUCAAUAGCCAGAAGGCAGACAGGGAGCUCAGAUGAAUGGAGAACUAGAUCAGCAAUAACAAGCUCAUCAGCACUUUCCAUGGGGAACUAGAUGAGCAAUAGCAAGUUGGUCAGCACUUUGAGCGAUGUGCUAGAUGAGCAUUAGCCUGGUUCUACGUAGCAAUAGCAAGCUGGUUUUAAAAACACCAAACCAAACUCAAGGCUACCCACUCGCCUCCUAAGCAGGAAACUGAAGCACAAAUAAACCAGGUCUUUGUACCUUGAAAUGGAGAACAAUGCUCAGCACUGGCAGGUCUUGAUCAAAUGUGGUAGAGGAAAGAAAAUUGUGGAAAUUUAUUGAUUAAAUCACUCUAGCCGCCCCAUAACAAUUCUCUGGGCAUCUCACACAAUGAAAUCAAUCAGUUUUAAGUUCAGCAUAAAGCAAAAGUCACAAUGAACUAAUUUUGAAAAACCAUUACACAAUUUAAAAAUCAAAACCAUACCUCCAUUAAAAAGUGUGCAUCUGCUUUUGCAGAUGAGUGUCCCAAACUCAUUUCUUGGCAAAGUGGAAAUGUUUUUGGAAACCAUGAGGGAAACUUUGUACCUCAAGAGUACAGAUUCUCUGGCUAAUUUAGGACAUUACAAUGAAGCUAAUUGGCUUCAAAGCUGUACUAUUUACUUCCCUUGUCUCCAGCCUCUUGCAAUUAGUGUGCAUAUGUACAUACAGCAUGUAUUUUGUUCUUUUGUGGGGGGCGUGAUCAGAUUAAACGUGAUACCUUGUUGUUUGGUUUCAUUUUAAUUCCAUAACCUAUGACACACUGGUAGCAAUUUUCAAGCCACUAUGUCUUUCCUUUUUAAAAAUUUUAAAGAGAUUUCCCCUCUUUUCAAAUCUGCUUGGUAUAUUUUGUUUCCACGUAGACCUGCUGAGCAACCACAUUUUGAAAACAGCUAUGUGUGCAGAAGCCAUUAUUGCUGGUUUAUCAAUGGAAACACUGGAGGGGAACAUGCUGGACGUAGGCUGCAAUGGCGACGAACUGACUCUUAAUGGAAGGCCCAUCAUUGCUAACAAGGAUGUCAUCGCGACCAAUGGCGUGAUACACUUUGUCAACGAAUUACUCAUCCCAGACUCUGGUAAACCUUUUUCUCAUUAUGAUUUUGUCUCAGACAAGAUGUGCUUGGUGAGCUUGCCAGUGUGAACAGUGCAGCUUAACCGCCAGGGCUGCUGUUUAGGGAUGACCCCCAGGGCCUCAGUUCCAGGUCCUUUGUGUUCGGUGUUGGACAUCCUGCCCAUUUUUGUAGGUUUUUUCUUUCCUUAUAGCAUGGCUGAGCACACUGCAGAGCAAAGUGCAGAUGAGACACCAGCCAACUUGCCCAGAAGCAUCUCUUCAUAUAAAUUAUAUCCAUUUUAAGUACCUUUUAAUUAUACCUUUUAAGCAACACCCCUGCUCAUUGCCAUCAAUUGUAUUCUUUUAUUCGAAUAUAUGGAGAAUGCACUACAACAACCUGACCCAGUUGUGACUGGCCUAAUUCCAUGUCAGUUCAGCUGAUGUCCCAACUGAGUCACUUGUCUUCCAUAGUGUAUCUUUCCCACUUCUAAAAUGAGGUUAUAUAUGAAUGUAUUUCACAGAAAGAAAAAUAUUAAAAAUAAGUGUAAUGUCAACAAAAUUAAGAAUCGAAAUGCCAGAUCUUUCUGGGUUUGUUUUUUUGAUAAAGGAAGCAAAGCAUGAGCGUUGAAAUGGAGAUGUAAAAUGAACCAUAAAGUCUCAUUUUUAAAAAACACAUAAUGAAUCUGGCAUAGAAUACACAUAUUUUUGUUGCAUAUUUUAAUUUAAAGCUCUGGUCCAUGGGUAGGCAAACUAAGGCCCGGGGGCUGGAUCUGGCCCAAUCAGCGUGUUUUUACAUGAGUAGAAUGUGUCCUUUUAUUUAAAAUGCAUCUCUGGGUUAUUUGUGGGGCACAGGAAUUCAUUCAUUUUUUUCUUCAAAAUAUAGUCCGGCCCCCCACAAGGUCUGAGGGACAGUGGACCGGCCCCCUGCUGAAAAUGUUUGCUGACCCCUGCUCUGGUCAUUCAUCAGUUACUCCUUCUGUAUAAAUAAUAAUGUUGAGACUCAUGUUAACAUCUUUUCUUUUUAAAUUGCAGCUAAAACUUUGUUGGAGCUGGGUCAGGAUUCCGAUGUUUCAAAGGCUAUGGACCUUUUUAGACGAGCUGGCCUCAGUUCGCAUCUCACUGGAAAUGAGCGGCUGACAGUUCUCGCCCCCAUCAAUUCUUUCUUCACAGGUAAGCUCUGGCACUCAUCUGCACUCUAAUCUGCUUAGUGGCAGAACCGGAAGCGUCAAUCAACUCAGGACAGAAUCCAUACUCUGGUGGGCACUGCUGGUUGUGUGUGACAGCCAUGACUGAAAACGAGGAGCGAUUAUAAUCCCCUCUGCAUGCAUGAGCUGUCCCUAAAGCUUCAUUUUAUUGUUGAAAGUCAAUUUGAGCUUGUAAGGUUGCAAGUUAAGGUCACAUCUCUUUCUUUUUUUGGUGUUAUUCUGGUUCUAAUGCAUGACUGUAAAAGGGAAUGUAAAAUGCAGUCGCUUUAAUGCAUGCAGGAUAUGCCCAUCAAACACAGGACCAGCCAGCCCAGGUUACAGUGUGAUAUUGGCACUGUAAAGGCAUGCUGCUUCCCCAAAGAUCAUCUUCAUUUGCGCUGACUGGUUUCUGGGGAACUCGCAAUUCUGCCUGAUCGAAAGAAUCCACAUUCAUCUGAAUGUAUUCAUAUCAGUGAAAUAAUUCACAUUGUUUCUACAGGGUCACCUAUUAAUUCAUGUACAGUAUAGGGGUACCUGGUGUUGAUUGAAUGAACUUUACAGUGUGUGUGAAAGCACUCUGAAAUGAUAGAUAUGGGGGGAUGGGAAUCCUGCCUUUUGUCUUGUCAACAUAACACCCAGUUCUUGUCACAGGAGCUCAUUGUGUGUUUUGGCUUUGGGGAAUGAAUGGGCGGUGUUCAGCAGAGGUGGGGAAACCAAGGCUCUCCCAGUUUCAUUGGACUACAUUUCCUGUCCUCUCUGACCAUUUGUUAUGCUCGCUGGGGCUGAUGGGAGUCCAGCAAUGUAUGGAAGGACACAGGUUCCUCACUACAGAUUUACACAGUGGUACCAGUUGCUCUGACAGUAACUCUCUACUUAGAUGUUACCUUUAGAUCCUGCUUUUCCUCUCAAGAACUCUGAGGCUGUCAUGUGGACCUCAGGCUAUCUCUCGCCCAAGGCGAUUAAAAAAAUGAGCUUGAUCAACAUUUGCUAGAACUUUAUGACAAAGUGGUGCAAAAGUUUAUGCUUCAAUAACAUUGUUAAGUCUUUGAAGUGCCACAGAAUUCUGUGUUGCUUUUGUUACAAAAGCUAAAUGGCUAUUUCUUUGGAACUGAAAUACAUUGGCACUAACAUGGAGGGAGAAAGAGGCAAUGGAGUUUGCUUGGUCCUCACACUGUGGAACCAUGAGCUACAAAGGAAACUGUGCAUGCUGCACUGAAAUAUUGAAAGUGUUGACUCGAGCGGCGUUUUCUCUUUUAUAAUAAUAAGCACUUUUAUUAUUUUUAGUUUCAGGAACUAUCAGAGUGAUGCACAAGGAUGACACUGGUGUGAAUCACAAUUUCCCCCUCAGCAGGUUUUCUGUGUUGCCACAUGGGUUUGCAGAUGCAAAUUUUGUUUUUGCAGACACUGACUACAUUUUAAAAGAAAGCAACUGCCGUCCCUUUUUUUGCGGUGGGGGAGGGGUUGCGCAGAGGACUCACUUUGAAACUUGAAUUUUGCAACAAAAUUCUACACAACAGCAUGCUUUAGAUGCCUUGUUAUAAAACUAUGACUCUUGGCUUUCUUUUGUUCUGCAGAUCAGACUCCUACACCAGGCAGGAACGUGCUCCGGGAUCACAUUAUUAAAGAGCAGCUUUCCUCUAAAUACCUUUUCCAUGGACAGAAACUGGAAACUCUGAGUGGCAAGCAGCUGAGAGUAUUUGUGUACCGAAAUGUAUGUUUGCCAUUUAAUUACUCCUCCCAGUUUUUACUUUCAAAACAGGGUUUGUUGCUCUGGGUUCCUUUGGGAGGAAGGGUAGGGAAAUAGUAGUAGUAGUAGUAGUAGUAGUAACAAUCAGUUCAAAUAAAAUCCUUUCUCCAGGUACUCAUACGUAGCAGUUUAAAUGGGGUUAUUUCAUUUCUGUCCUGUGUUUGACCUAAGAUUAUUCAGUGGGUUUCACAGUAGAACAAGGCCUGGUGAUUCUGUAUAGAUGAACAAGCUGGUUCCUUCCUUUUCUGCACUGGAAAGUUCUUUUCACACAACACUGUAUUGAUUCCACUGUAGUGUUACACUGAGCUGAUUUGUGUGAAUGCUCUGCCUUUUAAACCACUGGAUCAGCAUGCAGUCGAGAGACUGUUAGCCUUGUGGGAAUGUCCGAUUUACUCGUCAGUUGGUUUUCAAGUACUUCUAGGCCUCAUGCCAUAGACCAAGAUGUGCAGGGUCUCUAGUGUGGAAACUUAAAUCGUUUUAAACUUCUGUGAUGCUUUGAAUUAAAACCCAAUCCAUCCUGUAGACUCUCUGCAUCGAAAAUGCCUGCAUUGCUGCCCACGACAAAAGAGGAAGGUUUGGAACCUUGUUCAGUAUGGAAAAGUUGGUGACUCCCCCUCUUGGCACCGUUAUGGAUGUGCUCAAAGCAGAUGAUCGUUUCAGGUGACAUUUUUAGUUUGUAUUGUUAGCUUGAGAACAGUGACGCGGGAGAAGUGGUUUUGCUUUAGUGAGAGCUUGACGCUGAUUAUUUCUGCAUAUUUAAUCACAUUUUGAAUUUUAAAAUCAAUUAUCUGAUUUAAACCUUUUAUAUAUAUAAAAAAAGUAUGGAAGCCAGACAUACGAAACUGUCCUAUACAGAUUCAGACGAUUAGUCCAUCUAGGUCAAUAUUGUAUAUACACUGUAUAUUGUAUUGUAUUGUAUAUACACUGACUGGCAGAAGUUCUCCGGUUUUUCAGACGGGAGUCUUUCCUGGACCUGCCUAGAGAUGUUGGGGGCUGAUGCAUGCAAAGCAGGUGCCAUGCCACUGAGAUAUAGUGUUUAACAGCAUGGCUUUUGACUCACAAAUAAAUAAAUUGACACCAUUAUUAUAAUAUUAAGGACAUGAUUUUUGAAUUAUUUUUAUUUAUAAAAAUACUUACGUAUCACUAUUCAUUAAAAAAAACCCCAGAGCCGUUUACCACAAUUAAACUGAAAACCAUACAAUAAAAACCAUGUAAAUAUUUAAAAUUGGAAAGCAACUAUUGCAAAAGGAUAUUUUCUUAAUGGCCAGCAUAAAUGUGGCAACAUAGAAAAGUUUCUGACUGGUGUUUAAAGGUUUAAACAGAAGGCACCUGUUGUACCUCCUCUGGAUUUUAUUAUGUUUUUAAAAAAAUAAAUGAAUCAAAAGUCCUGAUGGGCACAAAUAGUUGUGUAGUUCUCUGUCUGUUACUUGGAAAUUCUAUUUGUGUCUCUCCAGUUCAAGCCUAACUCAUACAUUGGCAAAGCAUUUAAAAUUAAUUUGAGGCUCUUGCUUGAAAGCUUUUCUCAGCAGCAUUGUAGACCUAACUUUUAUCUGAAUAUUUAAUCAAAAUACAUUUUUAUCACAGUGAUUUUUAUUCUCCAUGAUUACAGAGGACGGGCAGAGCAUUCCACCCUGGAGAGGGUUUGGAUGAGGUGGAAGGCAGCUCUAUCUGAUUGUUGCCUCCAUAGAGGUCUUUCCUUCACUCAUCUAAAAUGUGGAAAGGCAGCAAAAAAUUCCAGAAUCCAUCAUUUUGGAGAAAAGGAGGGACAGAGCUGGUGGGAACCAAGGAUCUACUAGAUCCUACGCCGCUUUAGUGAGCUGCAGAUUGUGGCAGGAACUUCAGUUCAAGCCCAUUUGCUGCAUCUACCCUAGUUUUGCCUCUCCUUUAAGGCUCAGUGCUACCCGGCCAGGGUUAGGAUUGCCCACAAGUAAUUCAACACAGACCAAUGCUGCAAUUUAAUUACCGUAUUUUUUGCUCUAUAAGACUCACUUUUUCCCUCCAAAAAAUAAGGGGAAAUGUGUGUGUGUCUUAUGGAGCGAAUGCAGGCUGCGCAGCUAUCCCAGAAGCCAGAACAGCAAGAGGGAUUGUUGCUUUCACUGCGCAGCGAUCCCUCUUGCUGUUCUGGCUUCUGAGAUUCAGAAUAUUUUUUUUCUUGUUUUCCUCCUCCAAAAACUAGGUGCGUCUUGUGGUCUGGUGCGUCUUAUAGAGCGAAAAAUACGGUAGAUCCUAACUUCAUUAUAAUUCUUUCCGUGUUAAGUGUUUGUACUUUAUCUUUUCCUCUUUAAUAAUAAGUGCAGCAGGCCAGUAGGGCAGUAUUAAUUCCCUUUUGCAGAUCAAGAGCUCAUGAUUAAAGACAGCAGUGGUCAAGGUUUCUAAGCUGAUUGAACUGUGUCGCCUGAAUGCAAAUAGCACCCAAGCCACGGGGAGGCUUUUGCUCUAAUGCUGCAAUGGGGAACUUUUUGCAAAGUAGCCAGAUGCAAAAGUGGGAAGAGCGAUGGUGGGGUGCUCACCUUGGUACAGUAGGUUAUAUUCCAGAAAUGCAAAAGUCAGAGGUUUCAACAAACCGCACACAUUCCUCUAUCCUCCUUCCAGGCAAGCAAGAAGUAUUAUCAGAGUUCAAGGACAUAUUCUGGCCAAAGAAAAGAACUCAGGAGGGUGUGGUCUGUGGCAGGGCCAAAGAGAGGCGCCUGGAAAGCCAUCUUUGGCUCCUGGGCCUGAGCGCCUCACCCUGCACUGCCGCUUUAAUGGGACAUGUGACCUGCCAACACAAAGGUCUUAUAGAAUCCUGUCCAGCAGUGUCCAGCCAGUUCCCUUUGGGAAGUCUUUAAGAGCUCCUUGCUCUUCCCCAAUAAUAUAUUGCAGGCACAUCAGGGUUCCCUAAACACAGCAAUCCCUUCUGGCGAAAGGAACCGAGAAGCCUACUAGCGCGGGAGUUCUAUGUACACGUCGGGACAUAUAUGGAGCUCUAUGCUGGACCUCUUUGUUAUUUCAGCCGUGACAUUUUAAACUGCUCUUUGAAAAUGCUUGAGCGUUAAAUGCGUAUUUUCUCUGUGUAUUUCCGACAGCACUCUAGUGGCUGCCAUCCAGUCUGCAGGCCUCACAGAAACGCUGAACAGGCCAAGGUCCUUCACAGUGUUCGCACCAACAAACGAAGCUUUCCGAGCCAUGCCGCAAGGGGAGCUGAACAAACUUAUGGGUAAAUGUCUAUAGAUCUGGUAGGCUGUGGUGUGCGAUAUUGAGAUUACUUACACUGAGUUCCUUGGAUAAGUGAGCUUUACAGCAUUCUGUGCUAUUACAAUCUCAUAUUCAGCUUCUCUUUUGUUUGCUCAUCCAUGGGAUGGAGACAAUAGGUUACAAAAGUGGUGGCUCUGGUUUUCACUGAUGUCACGAGGAAUGAUUUGUCCAUGAGGUGACAGUGACUUACUAUCUACACCCAUGGUGAGACAGUUCAGGCCCUUCAAACUUGGUGGGUGUGUGGGUGCACUAGAUCCCAACAAUUGAUCAUAAUGAAAAGAAAUAUUUUGCAGAGUUGCCACCCAUUGUGCUGAACUUUCCUCCCCUGCUCAUCAGACUGCUGCUAUGAGGAAGGGGGGGGGGUGUUCUGUUUUUCUAUAUGCUAGCAUGUGUGAUUGCAAGUUUAGUUGUGUGAGAGAGAAAGAGCUAGUCUCUGUUCUCUCUAUGUGUAUGAUUAUGUUUGUGUGAAAGAGUGAGUCUGUGAGAGAGAGGCAAUGAUAGUCUAUCUGCCAGUCUCUGCCAUGUGUGCAAUUGUCUGUGUGUGGGGAAAAGACAUAGACAGUCCAGACAUCCCUUAUGCCUCAGUCCUUAAAAUUUCGCUCUAUAAGACGCACCAGACCACAAGACGCACCUAGUUUUUGGAGGAGGAAAACAAGAAAAAAAAUAUUCUGAAUCCCAGAAGCCAAAACAGCAAGAGGGAUUGCUGUGCAGCGAUCCCUCUUGCUGUUCUGGCUUUUGGGAUAGAUGCGCAGCCUACAUUCACUCCAUAAGACGCACACACAUUUCCCCUUACUUUUCAGGAGGGAAAAAGUGUGCCUUAUAGAGCGAAAAAUACGGUGCUUUUUUGGAAUAUUGCAGGGGUAAUAAAGGAGUAGAAAAAAGGCAAAGAAAGAAGAGUAUCAGUCAAGAUUCAGGGUUGAUAAGAUGGACAAACAAUAGUAGUGGUGUGGGCUGUAGUGCAUGGGUAUUUAUAUGCUACACCCUCUGUUAACAGUGGCACCCAAAGAGGUUAACAAACAACAUCUAAAAAACUACUUCUAAUAUGUUCCUCAAGAGAGAGAGGGAAACCAUGCCUGGGCUACUGAAGGACCUAAGUAAGAAAAAUGUCAUGUGUAUGUCUAAAAUAGUUGCCACGAAUCAUAGCAGGGAAGAUGGAAAUCACAGAUGGCCAUCAAUAAAUGUUGAUGAAUUUUAGCUGGGCUGGUAAGGAUAGAGGUGAGAUUUUCAUAGGCCCCAGGCCCAGUGGGGGGGGGGGGAGCUUCAGCUUGGAAGCCCUAUAAGGAAAGGGUAUGUGAACUUGUUCAAUUAUCUUUCAUGUAAAUAUUGAAACAUUCUCUUGCCUGAUGUGGCUUAGAAAAGAAUAUGAGCUGUUCUAGUGCAAUGGCUUUUCUCAGUUCAUGCCCAUCCCAUUUGUGACAUCAUAAUGCAACAUCUGCUGAUGGGAGCUGGUUAUCCUUUUAAGUUUGCAGAGCAGUAGUCUGCACAUUUGCUCUAUUGCUUAACGCACAAAUAGUUGGUAACUGAUUUGUAGCUACCGUAAGUAGCUGUGGAACUGAAACAUCCCAGAUGUGAACAGCCAAAAUGUUCUGAGGCUUUGUAAGCAAAAUAUUUAGCUUACUCCUCUGAAAGCAAUGAAUCACCAUUGAUGGGAAUAUAUAGCAAAGAGCAACUUGUGUAAGAGGAAAAAGGGAAGAAGAGCUGUAAUUUCUUGUUUGAUCAGCUUUAUCUCUUGGAUGUGUUACUCAUAGCUGCAGCUGGAUUUGGGACAAUAUACAACCUACUUCUAUAUUUGCUCCAAACAAUUCACUAGCGGGGGUUCUAGUCCAGCCCCCUGCUACUGAAUUGUUUGGAGCAAAUAUAGAAGUAGGUUGUAUAUGACUCUUGUGGUCUUUUCCAACUCUGAUUCUAUGAUGGCAGUAUAUAUUAUAUAAAUAGUAUAAUGUCUGACUGCAUAUCAUUUCUGCAUCUCAGAAAUUUCAGUUUCACUCUGGAGCUGAGAGAACCUGGACGAUCUGUCCAGAGUUAAGGCUCACACACAAAAUUCUGAAAUUCAUUACCUCCAGUGUUAUGCCUUUGCACAUGCUUUGCAAAGUACAUAUAUAAAAGUACUGAAUUCAAUACCAAACCAGUCCAUAGAUGCAUGAGAUAUGAGAGUGAAUUUUCAGCAAUAUAAUUGCAAUGCUUCCUUUGAAAUUCCAGUGCUAUCUUUUAAAUGAGGAACUGCUGAUUACUUUCUAGCCUAAAACUUUGCCAGAAAGUAUACAUAUUUAUCUCAUCCAAGCUGUGAUUCCAAGUUCACUGAAGACCAGCUGAAACACGAAAUCCGUUUUUCAUAGUGAGGCCUUGAACCUUACUUGAAUGGAUUUAUCAAUGUUGUGAUAGAGAGCAAAUUUAGAUGGGUGUUUGGGGGAUCAUGAUAUUUUCUGUUUUACAAAUGUGCCUUUGUUGGUAAAGGCACAGAGGAAAAGAUCAGUAAUGUGUAAAGGCUUAUCAAAACAGCUUCAAACAUUUUGGUUCAGUUUCACCUGUUUCCAAAAACAGCAUCGGGGUUUUCUUUUCCAGUACGUCUUCUGCCACUUUUGGAAGCACUUGCCAGAUAUCAGAUUUAUAAGCUGCUAUGAUUCAUUGCCAGUAUAUGUUGGCAUCCUCUUCUGCUUAUGGAAGAAACAGAUAGAGACAAAGGCAUCAUAAGCAAUGAAGGCACCAGCUGCGGCAGCAUAGCAGAAAAAUAUUGCAAGGAAAUGAUGUGAUGUCAAAUGAGCAGUUUUACUAUUUAAAAAAAACCCCAGAGCACUACGGGAAUCAUUGCUGCUGUUAAAGGAUAGAGGUUCCAAUUAUUUUAAAAGCCCUGUGUUUCCCCCCCAAAUUGCAGAUCACUCAGAUCACACAUUCAUGCAUUUGAAGAGCUAAGUCAAAUAACUUCAAUACAUUCUAUGUAAUACAGUAUAGCUGUUUAUACUGCAUCCUUCCUCCUGCUGCACAAAACACUUCAGCUGCUCAAUACUUAAGAGUUUCUUUGCUGGAAGGAAUACUUGCCAGCAUACAUGAGAAUCUGAAUAUGGGCACUCUAGAGAUAUAUGGCUGUAUUCUGACUUCAUGGAACAGCUGCAUACUGUUAGUGGAAGGCGGAAUACUCCUGAUAUUGUCCUUCAUCUGUUUACCUCACUAUGUGAUACUUUGUUUUCUUUCCUAAAUACCACGAAACAAGUAAAUUGAGCUAUAACACAUAUGUUGGGUCUCUUUCACCCACAGGUAAUGCUAAAGAACUUGCCAGCAUUCUGAAGUACCACAUCGGGGAUGAAAUAUUGGUUAGUGGAGCAGUUGGUGCAGUUGUAAGAAUGAAGACCUUGCAGGGUGAUAAACUGGAAGUCAGCACUGUAAGCUCAACUCCCCCCCGCCCUUUAUCUCUUGUUGUGAAAUUACUGAGUUGUUUAUAUGCAAAUACCUUGAAUUUCUGAAAAGCAGACAAUGGUUUUAUUGUUGCAUGUCUCAUUUCUGUGCUCGUAUAAUAUCCUCUUAUUUUUCCUUCCCUGCAUUUUUGUAAGAAAUCAUGCAGGAUAGUUAUAAAUACAAAGACAUACUCCUAAUAUUAGCCAGUUAACAAUGUUCACACAAAACUUUACCUCCCUGGGAUUCCUUUGUGGGAGGCUGGGAGGGGAAGAGAAGAUUAGAAGUGAGCCUCAAUUUUGCAUACCCUUUCUCCCUCCUCUCCUCACCAUGGAGGAAAUGUAGCCUUUAUCUCACAAUGACUGAGUGAUCUCAUGUUCAAAUCUUCUAUCCCCUAUCCAUUCAUUCACUUCUAGAAGUGAAUAGAGUAGUGGAGAUAGUUCAAGGUUUGUCCUGACAUAUAAUCUGAAUAGGUACAGGGUUGUCAUGGAAGGUUUAGAGGAAACUAGACAAUGAUGUUUAUCAUGUCUCUUAAACAAGAACAUGAACCUUCAGACUUCACACCUGGACACAACUAAGUCCAGUGCCAUCUAUGACAAAGCUACAUAAUGACACUAUCCACAGAGGGAGAGAGGCUGGAAGAGAAAGUCCAGUUGUGUGUGGUUAGCAACUACCAACAAAAUACACACACUGUCUAGACACUUGUACUGUUUCAUAAUAACGUUAUCUCAUUUUAAUAACCUUUUCACUUGUCAAAAACACAUGCAGUGCUGUUAGCAAUCAUGGCACGAACAGCUUCACAUUGAGCUUCUACUGAUACAGUAAUUGUGAUAGUUUAUGCAGCAGAUUCCUUGAUCCAUGGCAGUGUGUUGGGCAUUAAGCACAGCCUAGUGCCCCUCACGACUUACGCUGGCCUGGCAGAGCAAGGGACAGCCUGCAGGAAAAUAGGAGUCUGCUUGUGGCUGCCUGCAAGGGAGGAACCACAAAAAGCAAUCUUACAUUUGUUUAACGUAGUCUGCAUCCACAUUCUUACUUACUGGAAUCCCAGGCCUCUGAACACAAAAGUUUGUUCAAGGCAUAUUAAUUAGUUUGUUAAAACAAACAAACUGCUUGGGUGCAGCAGAUUUCAGUGCAAUAUGCUGCUGGGUCUUUUGGAGAAGAUUAAAAAAAAAACCUCUGCAUAUUUUCUCCUCUAGAAUUAUUUCUCCUAGCAUAUGUUUCUGAUGACUUAUCUCUGCUUCUUUUUUUCUCUUAAGAAAAACCACAUCGUAAAUGUCAACAAGGAACCUGUGGCCGAAGCUGAUAUUAUGGCCACUAAUGGUGUGAUUUAUGCUAUGAAUACUGUUUUACAACCACCAGGUAGGUCAAGUUAGGUUCAGGAAUAAAAGAGAUCUCCACCCCCUCCCUCAGGUUUGCUUCUCUUUCCUAAGGAGUUAAGGUCACAUUAUUAUUACUGUGGAGCAGCAGUGAAAUGCACAUUUCCUGUGCAGCAGGAAACAAGUGGCUAAUUCUCAUCUUCCUGAGAAACAUUAUAUUUUCAGUCUCCAAAGCCCUCAUUCACUUCAACAGGGCGCACAUGAAGCGUUAGGAAAACUGCAUGUGCCAUAUACGUGAUUGGAAACAUUGGGAGGGAAGAAGGGAAAGUGAUUUUGCAGGGCUGUGAAUCAUAAUUUCCUUUGACAAUUUAACAAAAAACAUACUGGACACAAUAUUUUUGGGUGGGUGGGGGUCAGCUUCCAUCAGGCUGCUCCUGGUGAGCCAGCUCAAAGGGCUCCUUUGCUCAUUGGAGAACAAACAGGAUGUUUGCCUGCCUACUCGUCCGUGAGAAUGAUGGCUCCAGGCCUCUUUACUUAAUAUGGAAGUGCUGAAGACAGCAGAGUUGGAAGAGAGGCCCCAGGAUCACCUAGUCCAACGCCCUGCAAUGCAGGAAUAUGCAGCUGUCCCAUAUGGGAAUCAAACCUGCAACCUUGGCGUUAUCAGCACCACACUCUUAACUACUACUUCUAUCAUCCCUGGCCAUUUCCCAUGCUUGCUGGGGCUGAUGGGAGUUGUAGUUCUGCAAAAUCUGGAAGGCUAAAGGUUCCCCACAUCCCAACCUAUGAUCUUAAUUGUGUUCUACCCGAAAGUCUACCAGUUUUGGUGGGUGGAGGGCAAUGACAGGAGCAGUGGACACCUCCUAAAAAUACAAUGUACAAUCCAGCUGCAGUAUUUUCCCUUUCCUGCAUAUGGCAACAAAGCAUUUCUCUUAAGGAAGUAUCUAGGAUAGUAUGUGGAAUUUUCUGGGUUUGUGCACAGAAGAGUAAUGUUUGGUUGCUUGGACAGACUGACAGCAGAGUUUGAAGCACCUCUAUGGAGUUGUUGCCAUUGCAUUUAGUUUGUUCCAUAAAUUUGUGUCCUGCCUUUUCAUUUGAUGCUUAAGGUAGCUCAAGAAACAAAACACCAACCCAAAAUAAAAGCAUUACAACAGAACGUUGUAAUUUGGUGUUCUAAAUUAAUGGAAGCAGAAAACAUCCACAUUCAAAGUGUAUUUGAAUGUUGUUUGAACGUUGUUUGUGUCUUUUAGCUUCCAGGCCUAAUGAAAGAAGCGAUGAGCCUGCAGAUCCUGCACUGGAAAUCUUCAAGCAAGCCUCUGCAUUAUCCAAGGUAAGCAUAAUGCUCAAGCAGCAUAUAGAGACAUUUCUAAUGGCCCUGUAUUUGGACAUGUACAACAUAGAUCAUAUCACUGGAACCUACAAUCAGAUUAAAUUAUUAUAAUUUAUUUACUUGUUCCACUUUUAAACUGCCCUCUUCAAUUAAGAUCCUGGGGCAGUUUGUAAAAUAUCUAGUCGAAACUGUAAUAAAACCACUAAACCUUUAACCACUAAUUUUAUAAUCAUCAUCAUCAUCAUAUUCAGGCUCUCAAAAUCAACACAGCAGAGGGCAAUGUAAUCACAGCAGACCUUGAACACAUCAAUCUCCUGCAAAGGCCAGGGUGGACAGAUGUGUCUUAAGCUGCUAUCUUCCAGAUCAGUUAUACUCACAUGUUGUGAAGAGGGCAGGGAGAGAGCCCAUGUGAGUUAAGGACUUGGCCCACUGUCUUUAUGUCACCACACAUAGAGGUUUGCAACAGGAGGUACUCUCUGAACAUAUCCAAAAAUGUGCUUGCUUGGAAAGAUCUCCCACUGAUUACAGUGAAAUUUGCCUGUUUGCAGCACCCUCCUAAAAUCACAAUCCUAAGUAUGUAGUGAACCAUACAGAACCAAUGGAACUGGUAUCCCUGGAUCAGAUGUGAAAUACUUUGUACCAGCUCCCUAAAUCAUGCUAUGCAAUCUCUCAUUUGGCCAUAUUUUAAUGGCCUCCAAAGUAAUGAUUGUGGUGCAAAUGGCCUCCCCCAGGCACAGCCUGCUUCUCCCAGUUUUCGUUCCAUCUUUACAGAAGCUUACGGUGGUAGCAGCCGAGGGCUGAAGUUAGACCUACAGCAGCUUUCCAGGUGGCGCAGGGGGAACCGCAGGGCACACAGAUGCUGUUUUGAUACAAGUUCCCUUUGGAUUAGCCCACUGGUUCCUGCCCCCAGCCCCACAACACUGCUCUGAUAUGGGCAAAACCCAUGCUUACUAAGGGAAUGUUUUUGUUUGGGGUUUUCAAUUGCACACCAGUUUGCUAUAAAAGUAUAUAAAUAUUAUUGAUUUGUUUCAUCUGUACAAAUGUAAACGUUCUCUCUCUCUUUUCCCCCCUUGCAGAUUUCCCACAGGAAUGUUCGAUUAGGUAAGCAAAACUUUCAUGCCACGUAACUUAAAUGGUUCCUCUGUGGUGUGGCAGCUACCAGGAUUUGUAGUUGCAUCCCAUGCCUCACCCAUGAGAACCAUUUGUGUUCUCUCAGAACAUGGACAUGUUUAAUCCACUCACAGGGACCUCCAUAUAUUCCAGGCAUCUUCAGUUGAUAUCUUACGAGUGCUGUGUGGGUGCUUGCCAAUGGAAACAUUUUUAGCCACACUCUGAGUGGGGGUCAUGUAUACUUUGGACCCCCUCUGAAUUUGCCUGCUGAAUUUGCCCCUCUAAAUUUGCCUUCUGGAAAGCAAUGCCAUUCCCUCCUUUCUUAGUGAGGCUUUCCUGCUCUUUGUUUCUUGUAGGCUCUUCAAGGGCAAUUUGCUAAGGCUGAGUUGAACAAUCAGCUAUGAAAAAAUGUUUGGGAUAACAAGGAAUGUGAAAUGCCCCAGUCAAAACACAAACGUGUUGGAAGUAGGGAGAUAUGCUCAGCCAUAUUUCCCUGUCUCCCACUGCUCCUUUCACUGAGACAGACCACUGGUCCAUCUAGGUCAAUAGGGAUGCAGGUGGCAUUGUGGUCUAAACCACUGAGCCUCUUAGACUUGUUGAUUGGAAGGUCGGUGGUUCGAAUCUGCGUGACGGUGGUGAGCUCCUCUUGUUCUGUCCCAGCUCCUGCCAACCUAGCAGUUCGAAAGCAUGCCAGUGCAAGUCGAUAAAUAGAUACCACUGCCGCAGGAAGGUAAAUGGCAUUUCCGUGCACUCUGAUUUCCGUCGCGGUGUCCUGUUGCACCAGAAGCAGUUUUGUCAUGCUGGCCACAUGAUCCAGAAAGCUGUGUAUGGAUAAACGGUGGCUCCCUCGGCCUGAAGCGAGAUGAGCACCGCAUCCCAGUCGCCUUUGCCUGGACUUAACUGUCCAGGGGUCCUUUACCUUUUACCAUCUAGGUCAGUACUGCCCACACAGGACAGCAGCUUCUCUCUAGGGUUUUAGUCAGGGUUUCUUCCCGGCCCUACCUGGAGAUAGGGAACAUUGCUUGGCCGCUUAGGCAAGGUGAGGGACAUGUUUCCUUUCCCUUGCAUAGUGGCCAAACAAUCCCUCUCCUCUUGUCCUGCCUGGUCUAGACAUGCAACAGAGUGAGGUGAUAAAAUCCUGAGGCAACAGAGUGGUCUAUGCCAUUGCAGCCUGCAGAUGGUAGAUUAUAUUUUUUGAACAUUUCCCCACAUUUUAAAAUACACCUCCUUUUAAAUAAAAGCUAGGUUCUGGCUCAGUCUGUUCCCUGCUCUGCGACAAGGGAGGGCUUGCGGGGUGUUGUUUUAACAGAGGAACAUAUUUUAUAAAUGUAAUUCCCCCACCUGGAAUUUGAAGUAGUACUCUUCAUUCUUCCAUCUCAGGAUGUUGCCACCAAAUUCACAACAAAUUAUGCUGUGUAUAUAAACGUCGAUACCUAGACAUCUCAUACUAUACCCCACUGUGAAGGGGAUAGCAUACUGUAAUAUCAUAUCGCCCAAUUCUUGCAAAUUGCCAUGUUCAUGCCAGAGCACUGUGGCAUAGGCAUCCAGCCUAGUUUAAUGAAGCUUUGCAAAUCCAGUGAAAUUAAGUACAGUGGUGCCUCGCAAGACGAAAUUAAUCCGUUCCGCAAGAGUCUUCGUCUAGCGGUUUUUUCGUCUUGCGAAGCAAGCCCAUUGACGGAUUAGCGCUAUUAGCGCUAUCAGCUGUUUAGCGGCUAUUAAAGGCUGAAAGGCGUCGGGGAUUAGCUGCUAAACGGCUAUUAACGGCUAUUAAAGGCUUAGCAGAUUAGAUAAAGGGGGGGAAAAGCGAAAAAAAAUCUCAAGACUCGCAAGGUAUUUUCGUCUUGCGAAGCAAGCCCAUAGGGGAAUUCGUCCUGCGAAGCAACUUCAAAACGGAAAACCCUUUCGUCUAGCGGUUUUUCCGUCUUGCGAGGCAUUCGUCUUGCGGGGCACCACUGUAUGUGGGAAUGUGUGCCUGAUUGCAGUCAAUGUUCAAAACAAACACUGUAGGCACAUUCUAAAGCAUCUUUCAAGCAAUUCAGUUUUCAUUUAGCUGUGAACAGCUUUAGAGAGGAACAGAAUAACAUAGUGGUAGUAAAUGGUUUACUGAUUUUAGUUUGAGAAGACCUCUGACUAUCUUUUUGAUGCAGCCAUAGAUGAUUAAUGCAGUUGUGCUUAUGACAGCAUCUCCUUCUCUCCGUUUUCAGCUCCUGUGUAUUCCAGAUUGUUAGCCAGAAUGAAACACUAAAGCAACAGCCAUUCUGUAUAUGUAAAGCACAACCAAGGAUUCAACUAGCUUUUGCCAUUGGGUUGCUGAAAAGAAGGACUUUGUUUUCUACAAAACAACAAGAACAACACCCACACAUACACACAUGCCACCAUGUAUUACACAAAGGUUAUUUUUUUUCAACUGAAAUGAAGGAGAGAAAAUAAAAGCCAUAUAUAUUUAAACCAUUGUUUGAUAAGCCUAAUUUUGUUACAAUUGGUAGCUGAGAAUUCAGGGAGCCUCAGGUAUGUGUGUCUACUCCAAAAUUAUUUAGGCCCAGCCUCCAGUUGUGCAAGAGCUAAAAAUGACUUUGAUUGCAAGACACGCUAAAAUUGAUCCCUCUCUGGUUAGUAUUUAAUAAAAAUGUUUAAAGUUUGCAUGCGCUGUCAAGAACUGCACACACUGGCUUAUGCUCAGAAUCCUAUUGAAUAUCUGAGGCUUUGGCUUUAGAAAAGGGAGUUAUUCAGAAAUGCAGCCUGAAUUAGACUCAGGUUGGCUUUCAAUUGCUACAGUCUGUCUUCAUGGUUUUGAGUGCAGGUACGUAGACCGAUCCUGCACUUUUGCACACAGUCACUGCUAAAAACCAAGAUUUGUGAAGCUCAUUUGUCCAAACUGGCCCUUCACAUUCUUGAGGGUCAGUGAGAUGAAUGGUCCAUUUUCUAUAAGGUGCUAAUAGUAGUAUUUUCUUACUUAACACAGUUUUGUCGUGAAAUAUUUCAGAAGAUAGCCACAGAAGCAUUUACUAUUCAUUUCUACAUGUAUAGGGGUAGGUACAGAUGGAUCGUGAGUGGUCUCUGUACCCUGGUGCUUUUCUUUUUCUUUCUUUGAAAAAACAGAGUUUUUAAAAGAGUCUUGCUUUAGAGUAAUAAUCUUUGUGACUUUUCCACACUUUAUGGUUUGAGGCUUGCAAGCUUACAGAUAGGAUAUUCUGAUUUGGUCUCUCAUAGUUAAUGGGGUUGGGUGGGGCUUUCAACUACAUUUUGAAAAUGAAGGCAACAAGCUUCAUAGCAAUUACGUAAAAUCUUAAUAUCGUUUUUCAGAGCGCACAGCCUAGGCAUGACUUAGACAUAAAUUUGUAUGUGGAUAUUUUAAGGGAUGUAAAAGUACAGCUUGUGCCUUCAAUUAAAACUGGCUAUUUAGGUCACAAUACAGGGGCUACAGAACUAGCUCCCUACAUGCUGUGGAAGCUUUCUCAUUCAUCCACCCCUGAUAGAGAACAAAACCUGUCAGAAAUUCAGGAGAUUUUCUUUAAAAAGGGGGGAGUUUCGAUGUAACGUACACUUACAAAAAGCUGCCUGUGUGUGGACAAACUAUCACACAUUCUAACACAAGCUCUCAGAAUUGCGGCCUGUAGUCUUAAGAGACUUUGCUAGGCACUCUCUGAACAAUGCCAGUUGUGUACUUCAGCAAGAACAUGUGGUUUUUAUUUUCUUCCCUCCUGUGCUUUGAAAAUGUUCCACACAAUUCAGUGUCUUAGCUUUUUUUUUUUUAAAGCCUCAUUGAUGAUAUUAGGGAAUUUGCAUGAUAUAAGCUAUGGUUUGAUCAGUGCUGUCAAUUAGCUUUUGUUUACACAUAUGGUUCUAACUUUAAUAUCUUUUUUUCUUCCUGAGCCUGGCAAUACAUCCUCUCUGUAAUGUGGUCAUAGAGCAAUCCCUCAUCAAAACCUUCAAAUAAACAAUUCAUUUGUGAUAAAA
Podarcis lilfordi (Lilford's wall lizard) is the source of this 42753-nucleotide messenger RNA. NCBI's taxonomy places the organism in Eukaryota, Metazoa, Chordata, Lepidosauria, Squamata, Lacertidae. The record is from the annotation of a GenBank genome assembly.